Molecule: messenger RNA, 4578 nt
Organism: Ceraceosorus guamensis
Lineage: Eukaryota; Fungi; Basidiomycota; Exobasidiomycetes; Ceraceosorales; Ceraceosoraceae
Exons: 5
Source: RefSeq, a predicted model, not a curated record
AUGUUCGUCCUGCCAUCGACCCUUUUGCUCUUCGCCAUCAUCAUCUCGUCCCCAGCUAGCUCGUCCGGCUUUUUCCCGCGCUCUUUAGUUUCAGUCCGCGGUUCCGGUGUACAGCGCCGCCUCAAAUACACCCCACGAGGACACACAAGGAUCGUAGGCGGAACCAUGGUGGCCGCACUUGCCGCUUCUCGACCAUCCAUUCCGAGCAGCAGCAAUAAUCGCUCGUAUGCCGGCGGCCCGCGCACACCGCCCCGCACGGCUGUGCACAAUGCCACCGCUCGCCCCACCACAUUCAUCUCUGAGCUGGGCGUCAUGCCCAGUCCUGCGCGCACCACUCGCUCCGCUAACAGCAGCGGCAGCAGCACCAGCACCAGCAGCUCGCCAAUCGACAGUCCUCGAAGCAGUUCCGAGCAUCACGUUUCUCUACGCAAUCCGGACAAGCGCGCAAGCCUCUUCUCCGUGGGCUCUGUCAAUCGCGACGACGUGUCUCUCAACAAUAGCAAUCGCGCAUCAUCUUCACAGUCCCUCAUGAGGCGGCGGACCGUCUCGCAGGACUGGUCGCUGAUGAUCACGCCGCCUCGUCAAACGCAGCGCGCGCUCACCCGCAAAUCGCCCUCCUCAUUUGGCCGUGCAUCCAGCGCCUCAUCCGCCGUCUCACCAGCGCGGUCAGUCCAGACACCUGCAAGAUCCUCGAUAUUCGAUGCUUCCCCAUCCGGCAGCGUUCUGCAGACACCAGACAAGGCGGCUUCGGACACUUCGUCUGCUUCUACAUCCAUCAUCGCCACCUCUAGCACCCCGGACAGCAUCCGCACGACGCACUCCGAGCUCGCUCCAAUCAUUCCAUUCUUUCCAAUGCACUCGUCACGUGGCCACCAUUCAGGAGACUGGACUGCUGAUGAUCCGUCGUUUGGUGCAAACGGCGAGGCGUCUCAUGCCAGGCCCAAUUAUGAUGCCAGACGGUCUGCACCGGACGCUCGCUUCGACGCUAGCAAAAGGGCCGGAGGCUGCUACGACCACCUUCUGCCAGGAGGUGCGAUUCCAUUUGACGAUGUCUUUGCUCCAUCGUACCCGCCUUCGGUCUUACCCGCACAUCCUGCAACACCACUCGCAACGAGGAUGCUGAGCGCGCGCUCCAACUUCGACAUGUCGCCGAUGUCUUCUGCUGAGGAUGCGACACCAGAGCUCGAGACCCAGCAAGCUGUCGCGCCAAUGUCAGUCUUUGAUUACGCUUACCGUCUGCGAACUUCCGCAACACUCCCCGCUGGCCAAAUCGUUCUACGCGGACACGAGCCCAACGCGGACACAGUGAUAGCCUCUUCCCAGUCGAUGCCUCUCCUCGACAUUGUUCACCCUCGCGACCGCAACUUGGCGAGUCUGGUGGAAGAGUCUGAGCCGCCAUCUCCCGUUCAGAAGGACUCGUCACUUGGCCAAGCAAUGUAUGCUGCUGCCUUAUCAAGAACUCCGCCACCGAGACCGGUCAGGCUCAGACCAGUGUCGACGGUGAGAGCUAGCUCGACAAGAAUGGCGAACAAGUACACGUCCAACACAUCGACGCGAGCGAAGAGGCGUUCGCUGGGCGAGUCGAUGCUAUUCGCCUACAGCGCACAGACCAACUCUACGACGCGUAGCCAGACUGAAGCGGAUUCGAACCUUCGAGUGGACGUUUGCGCUGGUGACUUUGCGAUAUCUGCACUAGGUCGUCCUAUCGCGCUUUCAAGCCGUGAGAGCGUGACAAGCUCGCCGGAGCCACGUUUUACGCUAAAGAGAAAAUCGGUGCCCGUCUUCGUGGAGGAAGAGAAGCAGAGUAUUUCGCAGUCUCGUGAGACACUGCCAGCGACUGUGAUUGGUGCAUCCGAAGGAAAACUAGCGCCCGACCCUAGCAAACCGCCUCCGCUGCCUCCCAAAUCGACGGCUCGAAAGUCGCGACCAGCGAGCCCGGCCAGAGGCUCUAGAGGCGCAGGGGCGCACGAGCAAUCCACUUCCAGAAUUGGCGAACCUUGCCAAGAUCCAACGCCACUUGUCUCGCAGCAGAAUCUGGCUACGUUCGAUGCGCGCAGGUCGAUGCUGGAUCCGUCGCGCGCAACACAGUCGCAAAGCGAAUUGCAGCCGAGUCCAAUUGCUGCCGAGGCUGAUCUCAUCUUCGGCUCGGCAAUCUGGUCGAGUGCACCUCGCAUGCAAACGCUUCAGGGUGGGAAUGUCGCUACGAAUCUCCUGCCUCGAGAGUUUGUGCACGGUGAUCCUGAUCCAGCGGCAGAUUCGAACGACGCGGGCUAUACAAAGCUGGGGCAGAGGGCAUGCGUGCAAGCGCCGAGCCGUAAUGCGAUGGCCAGCUGCGAGAUCACAAGCUGGCUUCGACAGCACGACAACGUGAUGCAAGCACGAAGAGAAGCACCAAUGGCUCUAGGCACCUCCGUUGAGCGCGAUGCACCAUCGAGUCAUCUCGAAGUGAUGAGCUCGCGGGUUGCGCCUGGCGCAACAUCGCAGGAGAAAGACUUGCCCGACUUGCCAUGGCCGGCUGACGGCACCCUGAGCACCUCUACUGAUGAGCGAAGGACAACGGAGGAUGCCAAUCCAUCGUUGACCAACAAUGCGCAGAGCGACACAGCGGCCACACGUGUCGACAUCGAGCAAGCCGCACCUAGUAAAGCUGGUAGUCCUGAUUCGCAAGUGAAUGCCGGCGGUGUCGAUGAUCUGCUCAUGUCAUCAAGACCCAAAGACGAUGUGCAGGCCAUUCUCAACGACUUUGCCUCAGAGAUGAAGGCUCUUUCCUCGACGAGAGCGCCAGCUACGGAGGAAACGCCAGGAAGGGAUCCGCGCGAUGACCAUGCCGGAACCCUCGCGUCAGAAAGUCAUUCGGAUCAGUCCAUUCGUCAGGCGUCGAGCGGCGGCAGCGAGACCGAAAAACGCGCAUCGGAGGUAUCCCAGCGUGCAACUCAGCCUUCAAAGGCGCACCCGGCACGAUCUGGUGCUGAGCGAAUUGCCACCUCGUCAAAGAGUCGCAAAGAGACGAGCGAGGCGCGGACUUCGACGCAGCGGUCGGCCAUAUCGAUGGAAGAUCUGGUCAGCAUUACCAGCAGCUUAGUAGAGCUUGGUGCUCUCAGAGAGCGCAAGAUGUCGGCGGUUCUUCCCGACGCUCGUGUACCAAUGGCUAACGCGUUCGACGACAAGCAACACCAGCAGCCGCGAGGAAUCCGGCGCGUCCUCUCUGCCGUGUCGUUGAGGCGCAAAGGGAAGAGUGCGGACAUGCCCAAGACACCAUCUCAAGCGUCAGUGGUGGCGGCCGCAUUGCGUCCCUCCAAGUCCUUUGUCAAUCUGCGUUCCUCGAGAUCUGAGGAGCGCAAGCGUCCGCCAAGCUGCAAGAGGAACGAUGGCGGCCGCGAUACAUCGCGCUGCCACUUGCCUGUGCAGCAGCCAAAUGUUCCAAAACGGAGACACGGAGCUGGAGCUUUGCUCGAGGGGCAAUGCCCUUCAGCCGCGAUGCCGAUUCGUGUGUGCAAAGGAGCAGCUCUUCAAAGUCAGCAGAACAGCAUUGGUGCAAAACGAUGCUCGAGUGAUCAAAGAGACCUUGGUGUGACGCGAUCGUCGAGUCUUCAAGACGAUCUUGGUGCGUCCAUAUCGUCAAGCCAUCAGACCUACCUUGAUGCAAAGCCACCCGCUCAUCAAAAAGAUUUUGGCGCCGCUUCAUCCUCAACUCAUCGAUUCGAACAGCAGGACCCUUCGGCUGCCGUACUACGUCGGUCCUCCGCAAAGAGCCAAGACGAUGCACAAAGUACACACUCAUCAUCGCAUCAUCGUACUUACCACGCCGAGCAAGACCGGAACAACUCUCGGCGUACCCUCUUGCUGGAUCUCGGCGACGACUUGAGCGCUUUGCGUGCCUUCUAUGCGCAAAGUCCUCGGAUCAGCGAAAUCCAGUGUGCCAGUCCAGACACCCCCGCAGCCAUUCGGUCCAGUUUCAGUGGGGAGAGUCUUGCUAGCGCUCCAUCGCCUGCUACGCCGCACGACGGGGAAGCGAUGCGCAGCCAGCAUGUCAGUCCUACCUCCUCCCCUUGGUCCGUGGGCGGCGCGCACGCAGGGUUGAUCAAAGCCUUUUGGAACACCGAAGAGGGGCGCACCGAUUAUAGGCGCCAAGACGACGCAAUCAGCGACUGUGAUGGUCCGCGCGACGCUGGCUCCGCACAGCGCCACGAUUACAAUGCCCAUCUAGCUACGCGCGACCCAUCGGGAAUCUCUGCGGCCAGACACGACCCAAUGGGAAUCUCCACUUUGGUCGCGCGGCCAUCCAGCAGCAACACUGCAGGCGCUGCGAUACGAAAGACUCGCAAUGGCGAGACGAGCCAUGAUCACGGCGGCCAAAGUAGCCUGGCGUUCCCCUCCAUUGGUCCCUUCAUCGAUUGGCAGCAGCAGCAGCAGCAGCAGCAGCAGCAGCAGCAGCCCACCGCCGCAGCCCGUUGUUUUUUCGCCGCGCGUAUCGUCUCUGAAUGGUCGUCUACCGCUUCUUUGCGCGUUAUUGUGAAUUAUGCUCGUGCCGCUCGGAUGCGCGCACAGUCAAGAAAGCGAGAGAACUUGCGUGACAUG